Molecule: messenger RNA, 1222 nt
Organism: Somion occarium
Lineage: Eukaryota; Fungi; Basidiomycota; Agaricomycetes; Polyporales; Cerrenaceae
Source: the annotation of a GenBank genome assembly
AUCAUUCUUAACCAGUGACCACUUACCGCCAUCUUCGACCACGAUUUCUCAAUCGAUUUUCGUCUCACUUUGACUUAUGUUUUCAAGAGUGUACUAGCCCCUGGCUAGCUAAGAUGAAACGUGUGGCCCCUUUGGUUGAAUAUGCCAGCUCUUCAGAAGACGAUGCGGAAUCCGACGGUACACCCAGGCCUGACAUGCGUAAAUCCGAACCACCUCCCAAACGGCGGAAACUACCAACGCUAUCGUCCGCGUUAGUUGGCCCAGCCCAUAUCGACAACCCCGCACUUCAUGAGGGACGUGUCCGGACGGCACCACACGUCGAAGGACAGUAUGCUGCAUAUGUCUACGUCCCAGUCAAACUUGAACGGAACUCACGGUUACUCGAAUUCGUGCGGGAGACCUUCACUCGUUCCAAGGACUUUGUACCUACGCUACACCCCAUACCUAAGCACUUGCUAGACCUUGAUGCACACACGGAGGAGCCCGCGGAGCUGCAUAUCUCGAUUUCAAGACCGAUCUACGUACGCUCUCAUCAACGCGAGGAAUUAAAGCAGGCUGUUCGUAGGAUAGCAAGAUCUUCUUCACCGUUCAACGCAUCAUUUGCCACCUUUUCUGAGUUGCAGAAUGAUGAGAAGACGAGGACGUUCUUAACAUUGGAAGUCGGCGCAGGUCAUAAUGAGCUGCGGACUAUAUCCGAAGCGUUGAUCCCAACGCUCCGUGCCAUUCGUCAGAAAGAGUUCUACAGCGAACCUCGUUUCCAUGCGUCAUUUGGCUGGGCACUUAUGUCUUGCCCUUCGACGCCAGUCACAAGACCUACAUCUGAAGCAACCACUCCAGAAGAGACUUCCUUGUCUGACGAAUUGAGGUCUGGUAACGAGGACUCUUUCUCGACUAUCGAACGAUUUCCAGAAGAGCUCGUGCCGACGCUGAAGAGGGAAUUCGGUCCUACGUUGCUCACACCAAUUGUGGGUAUAUUUGAGGUGGACUCACUCUGUGUGAGGAUUGGGAAGGAUAUCAAUCGUUGGAAGCUGACGGCCUCAUGAUCAGUUUAUGUGUAGGUACAGUAUAAUAUCCAAUACGUAGCACAUGAUAUGAUACAAACGGUGUCCUAGUGGUUGGUCUGUCUAUGAUUGCAGGAAUGUCCGUCUAUGCGUGCAAGCACAGGACUUGGGGAUUGUCAUUGAUAAAGACUGCUUUAAUUCAUGCAUGAGAUUGUAAAUCG